This is a messenger RNA of Filobasidium floriforme, 939 nucleotides long. RefSeq lists its product as uncharacterized. The transcript is spliced from 3 exons. NCBI's taxonomy places the organism in Eukaryota, Fungi, Basidiomycota, Tremellomycetes, Filobasidiales, Filobasidiaceae. Bases 1 to 939 code for a protein of 312 amino acids. The record is from RefSeq and is a predicted model, not a curated record.
AUGCCUUCUCCUCCCCCUCCUCCUGCUCCUCCCCCUCCCAAAACCCCGACCAAGCGCAAGACUCGGUCUUCGAAGGACGACGAUUCCGGGUCUCCGUCGAAGAAGGCAGGGAGAAAGCCCGCGACCGGCAUCGAGCACGAUGCAAAGUGGGGAUACAUCCGUGUCGACAAUUGGACCGGGCCCGAGAUCGCCGAGGUGUACGCGAUCCAAAAGAAGAAGGACAAGUUGAAAGGCUGGCUCCCGCAGCAGUUCGAGGCGGCUUGGAAGGGAGGGAAGGUGGACGAGUUCAACGGGAUGUUGGCUCGUUACGCCGGUAACUGGCAGUGGUGCUGCCAACACUGUUACGACGACAUCCCUCACAAGGAUGUUACCCCCGACGACUAUACCACCUGGGAUCCUUACGAGUCCGUCUUCUUCGACCACGUUCGCUUUCAAGGGAUGGCGCUUUGUCGCCACGUCGUUCCCCGUCCCGGUCAGAGUGGGAACCUCCAGAAGUCGUGCUGGUAUUGUUCCGGCGGGAAAGGUGGGUGUACCCCCAUCUCCCACAAGAUUCAGGUCCUCUUUGACAGGGCCCAGCCCGUCGAGCACCGGAUCUCCGCGGGAUUGGAGGUGCAGAAGACCCACAAGAUGGGCGCCAGGACCCGGGAGGAUCUUUACCGGGAGACGAGUAGGCUCUUCGAGCAAAUCGUCGUUCCUUCCUUGAACCGCCACAGCGGUUUCUCCGUCGAGGCCGAGCGUGGUGCGCUCCGGAAGAAGAUCGCCGCCGUUGUCAUCGCCGGUGCGCAGGCGGAGAACUUCAGUCCCUUCGAGGCCGCCCGCAAGGAGAUGAACGAGUGGAAGGGGGGUGUCUAUGAGCCCUACCCCGAGCCUGAGGAGCUGGAGGACGACGCGAUGAAUCUUGUUACGGUCGUGCCUAGCGCUAGCAAAGGUGUAGCCUAG